UUAUUUAAUUUUCAUAUUCAAAACUGUGACAAUGAAGUUCUGUAUUGCAUUAAUAAGUCUGCUGCUCUGCUUCAGUUUUAUUUUGGCCACACGAAGGGAAUGUCCUACUGUCUGCACAGCGGACUUUAGUCCUGUUUGUGCCGAAGGAUAUUACAAAGGAGAAUUGUUGCGUUGUCAAUUCUCCAACUCUUGCAGAGCGACAGUCAGUGGCUGUCUUAACAGAAUCGACUGGCGUCCAUCGGCUUGCUAUAAACUUUCCAAUUGUGAUGGUCUCGUUCAAUUCUCUGACCCACAAAGUCAGCCAAAAGCACCUUAUUAAAUAAUAUUAAUUACAUAAUAAUAUGGAAAUAAAUUUGCAAUUUAAUCUAUAACUCAAA
Molecule: messenger RNA, 377 nt
Organism: Drosophila nasuta
Lineage: Eukaryota; Metazoa; Arthropoda; Insecta; Diptera; Drosophilidae
Product: vasotab-like
Exons: 2
Coding region: 32-319 (95 amino acids)
Source: RefSeq, a predicted model, not a curated record